Messenger RNA from Papilio polytes (common Mormon), 1359 nucleotides. RefSeq lists its product as uncharacterized. NCBI's taxonomy places the organism in Eukaryota, Metazoa, Arthropoda, Insecta, Lepidoptera, Papilionidae. The coding region runs from base 93 to 722 and encodes 209 amino acids. The record is from RefSeq and is a predicted model, not a curated record. The transcript has 6 exons. Gene Ontology annotation, cellular component: extracellular matrix.
AGUUGCCAUUUGAAAUAACGUGCGAGCGCAUGUGUGUAUUGUGAAGUGUUGUGUUGUGACGAAAGGAGUUCAUUGCAAACGUGUGAUACAGAAUGGAGUAUUUAAUGAAAAAGAUGUGGCUGUCGUGUCUAGUGGCGUCCUCUGUGAUCAGCAUAGCGGCGUGCGCCGGCAACGAGUAUCUCCCCCCCAGCAAAGGUUACAGCUACAAACCACCGCGUAUACCAUUCAUCACACCAACGAAGCCUCCACAGCCGCCUGUGACGUCACCACCACACAGACCGCAGCCUUAUUUACCUCCCGUAAGCACAACUAGACCCUUCCCUAAACCGCUGCCAACACCCAAACCGCAUGGGCAGCCAGACCAUCCCCACGAGCAUCAUGAUCAUCACGACCACCACGAUCACCAUGACCACCACGACCACCACCACCACGAGCCCGGUAUGCCGUUCGACUUCGCAUACGCAGUGAACGAGGACGGUAAUGACUACAAGCAUAACGCGGUGUCUGAUGGUGAUGUGACGCGGGGCGAGUACAGAGUAGCGCUGCCUGAUGGUAGAGUGCAGAUUGUGAAGUACACAGCUGACUGGAAGAACGGCUUCAACGCUGAUGUUUCAUACGAAGGAGAGGCCAGGUAUCCUGAACCAAAUACCAAUUCGAUCAGUGCGCCAAACCAAGGCCAGGCAUACUUACCUGCCAACCAAGGAGGUGGUUACAAAUAUUAAAAAUAAAAUAAAAAAAAGCAGGAAAAAAGUGAUCAUAUAUUUGGUUUUGACAAAUAAGGUUACUCUUAAUAAUGUUGUUAUUGUGAAAAACUUAAUAUAAAAGCAAAUUUGUAUUUUUUUAAAUUAGAUGAUGGCAACAUUUAAAUUAAGUUACCAAUAAAGUUACCAUAAUUUAAAAUAUACGUGCAAUUGUUUAUUAUCAAAUGAAAGUUUAUUCUAAUAUUUCUCUAUUUCUAAUACAUUUUGUGUAAUAAAAUAUUUAUCAUGAGAUUUAAAAUAGUGUAGGUAUAGUUAGGUUGUCUUUUUUUUGUUUAAAAUAUUAUGUACAACGAAAAUCCAUAUUUAUUUGCAAAACAUAUUCUUAUUGCAUAGUUAAUUACAACUAUUAAAUGAAAAGGAAUAAAAGGAAAGAAUAAAUCUAUAAACAAACACAUUUUUAAUAGAUUUGAGUAAAUAUUUUAAUUAAGUAAAAAUGAUUUUUACACUCCUGUGUUUCUAUUUUCUUGAUCUUGUUAAAAAUUUAUUGAUUUAUAUUUAAAAUACUCAUUUUACCACACAUUUCUAUAGUUUAUUGUGAACCGUGUGAAAUAAUGUCCUUUUGUACCUUAUUUUGUAAUAAAAUUAUUUUACUUUUAAA